AUGGCGUCUGCAGAUGUGGAGUACAGAUGUUUCGUCGGUGGGUUGGCCUGGGCCACCACCGAUCAGUCCCUCGAACAAGCCUUUGCUCAGUUCGGCGACAUCAUCGAUUCGAAGAUCAUCAAUGAUCGUGAGACUGGAAGGUCAAGAGGCUUUGGGUUUGUGACUUUCAAGGAUGAGCAGUCGAUGAGGGACGCGAUCGAGGGUAUGAACGGCCAGGAUCUUGACGGCCGUAACAUCACUGUCAACGAGGCUCAGUCCCGUGGGAGCG
Messenger RNA from Ilex paraguariensis (yerba mate), 268 nucleotides. Lineage: Eukaryota; Viridiplantae; Streptophyta; Magnoliopsida; Aquifoliales; Aquifoliaceae. The record is from the annotation of a GenBank genome assembly.